AUGUUACCAGCAGAUAACAGACUUAAAAACUUACAGAUCUACAAACUUCUUCAGUGUGUUCACCAGAAAGACAAGGAGCAAAUUGAAAAACUGGUCCAGACUGGACUUCCAAAUCUCAUUAAUGUCACGGAGCCUACGGAUGGAUACAGCGCCCUUCAUUUGGCCACCAUUAAAAAUGACAUUGGCAUGUGCAGGUUCUUGCUGGAACAGGGAGCUCAUCCCGAUGUCCAAGACAAAAUGGGAUGCACUCCAGCAAUGAAGGCAGCUGAGCUAGGCCAUGAGUUGGUUUUGGAUUUAUUAGUAAAAGCUAAAGCAGACAUGACCGUUGUGGAUAAUGAAGGGAAAGGUGUUUUGUUUUACUGCAUUUCACCUACAAGUCGGCACUAUCGCUGCGCGCAGAUUGCCUUGGAAUAUGGUGCAGAUACUGGCAACUGCACUACUGCUGGGAAGCCUCUGCUGCUACAAGCCUGUGAGGAAGCUCAUAAUGUAAAGGAAAUGUGUCUGACUUUCUUGGAGAGAGGAGCAAAUCCCACUGCAAGAGACCCUGCCACAGGUCGCACAGCCUUAAUGGAAGCUGCAAGAGAAGGUGUUCCUGAGGUGGUGCGUGGUCUGCUCGAGAGAGGAGCUGAUGUGAACCUGUUUGACAAUGAAAGACAAAGUGCUGCACAUUUCGCAGCCAAAGGAGGUUUUUUUGAGAUUCUGAGGAUUAUUUCAGCUUAUAGUGGAGACUUGAGCCUGAUCGCUAUGAAUGGUAACACACCACUUCAUUAUGCUGCAGAGGGAGGAUUUGCAAAUUGCUGCAAGUUUAUAGGACAAAGAGGCUGUGAUCCUACCUGGAAAAACUUGUUACAUCAGACCCCAAGAGAUGUUGCCAGGAAAGGUCGUUUUAAAGCAGCAGCAGCAGCAUUGCGUAAAAUUGAAAAUAACUUUAAAAUAGCACCAACCCCGAAGGAUGGAGAAGACUUUCACUGGCACCUGAGGCUGUAUGACUGGUCCUUGGAGCACGAGGAUGCCCUCCGCAAGGAGUUUGGGGCUGUGGACAAAGGAGAUGGGAUGGUAGCUUCAGGUGAUUUUAUAUCAAUUAUUCAGAAGCACUGGGACUUUGUGGACAUUGAAUAUAUACAAACUAUUGCUAAGAUGCAUGAAGAAUCUCACCCUAAGGAGAUCAGCAUUGACGAAUUUUUUAAAGGCACAAAAUACUUGGAGAAAAACUAUCUUAUAGCAUCCUUUGGGCCCAAAGCAAAGAAGAAGCGAAAAGCAAAGAAAAAAAGAGGGAGAAGAGGUAUCCCUGUGCCCAUUUGUGUUAUUCCAAAGAGUGCAUAUCCACGUAGGGAAGAUGGUUUCCCUCUGUACAUGAUUGAGGCUACUCCAAAUAUUCCUGAUGACCACCACUUUAACCAGGAGCACCCAUCUGCCCAUCCUGUGCAUGAUGAUCGUGCCUGGUACAUCGAGCAGCCAAGGAAAACGUACAUGGAUAUUAACUACCUUGUCCGAGCAGGAGACAUCGUGUCCCUACAGAAAGCAUUUGAGGAGGGUGUGGAAGUAGACAUAAAAGAUAAUUGUUACAAAACACCGUUGAUGGCUGCAUGUGCAAGUGGGGACAUAGUUGUUGUGCAGUAUCUUCUGGAAAAGGGGGCUGAUGCAAAUGCCACAGACAAUUUCCUGUGGACUCCUCUGCACCAUGCUUGCUGUAAUGGACACCUAGAUAUUGUGGAGCUGCUAGUGAAGGCUGGAGCAGCUGUGGAUGCCCCUGCAAUAGGCAAUGCAACCCCACUGAUGAGAGCCAUUGAGGUCUGCAGAGUGGACAUUGUCUAUUUUUUAAUCAAGGCUGGUGCCAACAUCCAAACUACAAACAGCAAAGGAAAGAAUGCUCUUGAUAUUGCUAAAGAAUUUAGAGAUCCUAGAAUAAUUGAUCUGCUCAAAAAUCAUCUGAAAAAUUUGCAAGAAGUAUCAGGAAAAGAAGACGCAAAGCAAGCAGAAGCUGCAAAGCCAAAGUCAUCUUCUACACAGAUACCUGUGAAAAAAGAGCCUCCAGAGGUACCUCAGCCAGCUGUAGAAAAACCUGUUCCUGAAGAGAGAACGCAUUCCUGUGAGGACAGUGGUAUUUAUCCGAGUUCUUUGGGACCCAGUGAGGGAGAGAACAUCACCUUCAAACCCAGAAAAAUAUGGAGCCCUGAUGCCACAACAAUGGAGUAUGUAAGAAAGCAAGAAUUACUCCGUGAACGCUCUGCUCUUUGUGGUCACUCAGAAAGCUGUACAAACCCCUUUAACAGAAAAGUUGAGGAUUAA
This is a messenger RNA of Acanthisitta chloris (rifleman), 2289 nucleotides long. RefSeq names its product ankyrin repeat and EF-hand domain containing 1 (gene ANKEF1). The transcript has 9 exons. The record is from RefSeq and is a predicted model, not a curated record. Lineage: Eukaryota; Metazoa; Chordata; Aves; Passeriformes; Acanthisittidae. Gene Ontology annotation, molecular function: protein binding. The coding region runs from base 1 to 2289 and encodes 762 amino acids.